AUGGUGCGAAAAAGAAACGCUUGGAGAACAAAAGAGAAACGGCUUCACCUCCUCUUCUUGAUUUUGUUUGUCUUGUCUUUUUUAUUUGUUUCUCUUUUUUUUCUUUUCUUCUGUUACUUUUUUACUUGCUCAUCCUUUUCCUUUUUCCUGUCAUUAUUACCUCCCCACGCUCCGACACCAGCUAUUUGGUCUUGUGAUUUUCUUUCCUCUUCUCUUUUCAUACAAUUCCUUGCCACUAUCUGUCCAGGGCCCUUCCUUCGAAAUCGUCACGCCCAUUUUUCUGCCUUCAAUGCACGUGUCCAUUUCCGUAUCGACACACAUGUAACUUUAUUAUUACGACAUUCCUUCUGCCUAUUCCGUUUCUUCGUGAACAUCUUCGGCUUUUUUUAUAAAAAAAAUGUUUAUUCUUUCUCCUUAUUUUAUCUCUUUCUUGUUUCUUUUCACUUUCUCCUUGUCUUUCUUUCUCUUUAUCUAUCUAUCUAUCUAUCUAUCUAUCUAUCUAUCUAUCUAUCUAAAUUCACUCAUACCUAUCUAUACAGCUAUCUAUCUCAUUUUAUUAAUAUCUAUCUAUCUAUCUAUCUAUCUAUCUAUCUAUCUAUCUAUCUUAAUUCAAUCAUAUUCAUCUAUCUAUCUAUCUAUCUAUCUAUCUAUCUAUCUAUCUAUCUAUCGGUUCAUAUCUAUCGCUUCCUCAAUAUAUUCAUAUCUAUCUAUCUAUCUAUCUAUCUAUGUAAAUUCACUCAUACCUAUCUAUACAGCUAUCCCAUUUUAUUAAUAUCUAUCUAUCUAUCUAUCUAUCUGUAUUUCAAUAGGUUCAUAUCUAUCGCUCCCUCAAUAUAUCCAUAUCUAUCUAUCUAUCUAUCUAUCUAUCUAUCUAUCUAUCUAUCUAUCUAUGACUUAAUCAAUUCACCUCAAGCAAGGCAAUGCGAAUCUAUCUAUCUAUCUAUCUAUCUAUCUAUCUAUCUAUCUAUCUAUUUAUCUAUCUAUCUAUCUAUCUAUCUAUCUAUCGCGGUCUGUUCACAAAUAUCUAUGAUGCAAUACCCUGACUAA
Messenger RNA from Acanthosepion pharaonis, 1047 nucleotides. NCBI's taxonomy places the organism in Eukaryota, Metazoa, Mollusca, Cephalopoda, Sepiida, Sepiidae. The record is from the annotation of a GenBank genome assembly.